UUGGCAUGUGUUUCAGGGAAUCAGGAAAUCAUAAAUGCAUCAGUGUCUCCUGCUCUGAACCUUUUGUAGUUUAUUGUGUUGACCAUGUUAACAUUACAUAUGAACGGUGGCAUGUCGGUGGACUGGCGUGACAACACUGAGAUGGACAUGGACAGUCCUGACAAACUCAUGGCUCAGUGCUGCGAUGAGCAGAUCGAGGAAAUCCAAGACAACCCAGAGGAAGCGAUGAUGAUGAUGAUGAUGGAGGAGGAGGAGGCUUGUAAACAGGCUCAGGAAACCGAUCUGAACUCGUCCUCAUGUCUCACAUCAGCACAGAGCAGCAAUGAAGCCAUCAGUCGGGCCUUUCUUGAUGGGAUGGAUGUUGCAGAAGAAGCAGAGUCAACAUCAGAGGAGAAGAAUACAACAGAGCUGGCUGAUUUGCUGGACUCUCUGCAGCAUCUGCAGCUGCGUCUGACGGAUGCUGAGAGUCAGCUGGACGUCGAGCUGCUGCUGGAGCUGUUGCUUCGGUCAGAUAUCCAGCAGGCGUUCAUCAUGCACCGCAGUGUGGCUCAGAGCAUGAGACGCCUCUGUCUGCCGAUCCCGCUCACCGCACACACACAGCAGCUCAGAGACGAGGUAGAGAGUGCCCUGCAGUCUAGUGAAUAUAAUGAAGCCACAGAACUCACAGGCCUGCUGACGUCACCACACCUGCAGGCCCUGAUGGAAGCUCAUGACUGUAUUGCUGAACAGGAAUUAGAUGUUGAGACUAUUGAAUCAGUGGACCAGGAUGAAAAGACCACCAAACUGGUUUCGCUGGAGAAAACUCGUGACAUGCCCCUGGGCGUGACCGUUCGUAACGAACAUGAUCGCGUCGUCAUCAGUCGGGUGGUGAGCGGUGGAACUGCUGAGAAAAGCAACCUGCUCAGUGAAGGAGAUGAAAUCUUGGAGAUCAAUGGCAUUCCAGUCCGUGGAAGAAGUGUUAAUGAUGUUCACAACAUACUGUCCUACAUGCAUGGGUCUCUCACAUUUCUCCUCAUCCCAAACUUUCAAAACCACAAAGCUCCUCACAGACCAAAUGUGAUGCAUGUGAAGGCAAACUUCAGCUAUGACCCAUCUGACGAUCUAUAUGUGCCGUGCAGAGAGCUCGGCCUGUCCUUCCAGAAGGGAGACAUCCUUCACGUCACCAGCCAGGACGACCCCAACUGGUGGCAGGCGUACCGCGACGGACACGAGGAACAGAAGCCCCUCGCUGGUCUUAUACCUGGGAAGAGCUUCCAACAGCACAGAGAAGCCAUGAAAAAACCCCUCACAGACAGAAAUCAAGAGUAUAAAGGGAAACUCUGGUGUGCAAAGAAAAGCCAAAAACAGCUAAAAAAACUCUUGUUCAACCCAAGUAAAAACACACUGUACACAGAGGAUAUCUUGACCUAUGAGGAGGUGGCACUUUACCAUCAGCCGCCCAACUACAAGCGCCCCAUCGCCCUGAUUGGGCCACCCACCAGCGGACAUGAUGAACUGAGACAAAGAUUGCUCUCCUUAGAGCCUGACCGAUUCACCGGGGCUGUUCCACACACCACACGAACCCCCCGUGCACAUGAGGUCAACGGCAGGGAGUACAACUUUGUUUCACGACAGAGCUUUGAAUGUGACCUGGCUGCAGGGAAAUUCAUCGAGUCGGGCGAGUUUGAACAGAACCUGUACGGCACAAAUACGGAUUCAGUCAGAAAGGUGGUCAACUCAGGAAAAAUCUGUUUGCUGUGUCUGCAUCCCAGGGUAAGAUGGAGUAAAAGCCCAUAAUGGCAUUUACCAAGAACAACAUGCAUGGAAUUGAUUGGCCGUAUGACAUGUGUGAUAUAAUAAUAAUAAUAAAAAAAGCAAAAGGUCAGUAAAGUCAUGUGCAAUAACAGAGUGCAAAUAUAAAAUUGCAUGACCAAACAAAAUAUGAAAUAACUAAGGAAAGCAUAUAUUUACAUUA
Carassius auratus (goldfish) is the source of this 1954-nucleotide messenger RNA. RefSeq names its product MAGUK p55 subfamily member 5-A-like. Gene Ontology annotation, molecular function: protein binding. The transcript has 12 exons. Lineage: Eukaryota; Metazoa; Chordata; Actinopteri; Cypriniformes; Cyprinidae. Bases 85 to 1776 code for a protein of 563 amino acids. The record is from RefSeq and is a predicted model, not a curated record.